AUGCCGACUAAUGCCCUCCGAUCCACAUUUAACAAUGUCCGGGUUGACGAAGAAGACGAGUUCAUUUGCGAUUGCGGCUUUCGGAUGAAAGACUUUCUCGUUCAGAAGAAAACAAGUCCUUACUACGGAACCCGGUUCUACGCUUGCGCGAAAUUCUCCCAAGACCCCACCCGCUGCCAAACAAAGAUAUGGUUCGACGAGCAAGAAUGUGUGCGAAGUUUAAUGCCACCAACAAUGAAAUCUCCUCGAACACCACGCAAGCAGGUCGAUAUCCGGAUAUUUGGGCAGUACACCCCUCCGACUACACUGAAGCGAAAGGCGGGCAUGCAGUCGUUUGAUAGCGGUGUUGGAGAUUUGGCGGACAAUGAACAUACUUCACCCUCUAUCUCAAGGUCUGCGAAGAAGCCGAAGCAGGGGUAUGUCGACGCGGCGACUCAGACUGGCGAUACCACUCUUCCAGCUCCAGCUGUUCGCUUUGCUCCGAGAGCCAUGCCGAGGAGACGACUGUUCGAUGAUGUUUUGCCGGCUCCAAAAAGCAAUCCUGCUACAGAAUUUGAUCCAUUCGCGUCAAAGGCCCUUGAUAGUGAUAGAAGCAGCUUCAGCUCUUCUAUGGCACCACCUGCUCGACAGUUACAACGUAAUUCGCCUUCGCCAGCGAAACCAAUCACCCCUCCCGGUAAACAACCGCCGGCAGUAGCGUCGACGACCGGCAAGUGUCGACGUAUGAAUCCUCCACGGACAGACAACCCAGCAAUACCCUCGGCCCUACAUGGUGGUAGAGCUGGUCUAUUCACCCAUCAAGCUGAAGCACACGCUCGAUCUUCUAGCGCUCCGCCGGAGCCCGAUGAACCCAAAACGCCGUCAAAAGGCAACAACAAAACUAGACACCUAUCCACAGAUAGUGACGAGGAUACAUACGGCUGGACCGAUGAUCUUGAACAAGACAUCUUUGAGGUCAUGGAUACCAUUGAGAAUCCACCAUUCAGUCCGUUAUUUGUCUGA
Molecule: messenger RNA, 1002 nt
Organism: Aspergillus puulaauensis
Lineage: Eukaryota; Fungi; Ascomycota; Eurotiomycetes; Eurotiales; Aspergillaceae
Exons: 3
Coding region: 1-1002 (333 amino acids)
Molecular function (GO): zinc ion binding
Source: RefSeq, a predicted model, not a curated record